Molecule: messenger RNA, 1421 nt
Organism: Momordica charantia (bitter melon)
Lineage: Eukaryota; Viridiplantae; Streptophyta; Magnoliopsida; Cucurbitales; Cucurbitaceae
Source: RefSeq, a predicted model, not a curated record
AGAGCUACAACAUUUGUUGGUCAAAAAUUUGGGACAAAUAUCUCUGUUUUGUCGUGAUGAGUGGUUUGUUAUUUUGAUGCAAUAUGAACAAGGAUGUUUGUCUACCUAUUGGACUAUCGAUCACAACACCAAAUAUGGUUGCCCUGUUUUCUCUGCAAACGAGUCCAGGUGUGCAGCUUGUUUCUCACAUGAAUUACAUUUUUGGCAUUGUUGAAGUCCAGAUAAGACUUUGAAACUUUAGUGCAAGUCUGAGAAGCGAUUCUCCACUACUAAGGAAGGCCGUGGUGUGGGUCUUGCCUCGAGUUUUGAACAUAACUUUGAAGCAAGGAUGGAUGUUAAUGAGGAGCAAAUAUCUUGCUGAACCGAGGGGUGCGUCUUCAUUCCAGCAAUGGAUUGUUAAUCAGGAUGGUAUAAAAAUUUUGGGAAAUCCUCGUUUCGAACUCGUUUCAACGUAAAUAAAGAUUUUGUUUCACCCUCCUGAUUACGUGGAAAACUUGUUUAGAAACAGAAACAUAGUUGGCUACUUUCCAAUAGAUGGGCCCACUUCCUCAAGGCCCAGCCGGCCGAAUGGUGAAAAAUAGAAGCCACAGAAAAGAGGGAGAGUGCAAAAUCUGUGGAGACUUUUGUUUCUUCUUCUUUUUAGUUGUUGGUCUUGUUUAUCCAAGAGCAAAAUCUCUAGCACCUUCUCCACUUGUCACGGAGAGAAAUCUUUAUCUUUCUCGCUAUUCCAAUGAGUUUCCUCCAAAAGAUUUGGGACGAAACCCUUGCUGGUCCGGCGCCCGAUUCCGGCCUCGGACGCCUCCGCAAGUACAAUUCCUUCUCUGCCUCCAGAUCUCCGCCGAUGUUAUCCGGCGACGUGAUCUCGAUUCCUCGGAGUAUUGACAUUCCUAGCCCUACGCUCUCUCAUAGUCUGAGUCAGAGUCGGAGUCAGAGUCGGAGCUUUCCUGAUCCUGCAUCGCCGAUCAGCUCACCAUCGCCGUCGACUCCACCUGAGACGCCGCGUGGUGACGAUGUCAAGAGACUUACGAAGAGAAGAUCGGUUGAUUUUCCUCGCCGCCGGCCGCUGGAAGGAGCUGAACCAACAACUCCUUCUGUUUAUGAUUGGAUUGUAAUAACAGCCUUAGAUCGUUGACGGAUGAGAAGACUAACAGAAGAAAAGAUGAAGACGCUCUAAUUUCGUGCGGAUGAAAUAAAAUCACUCUUUUCGUACAAGGAAAUUGUCUUAUAUAUGUGCGUAUAUUUCUUUGUUAUUUUUUCUCACUUUUUGUGAAUUUUAGAUAGAACAAAUUUCCUUGUAUAUGUACAAAGUAUAAUUACUAUAGUCAGAGGGGACGUACCCAAAAAAAAAUUAAAAAAAAGGCUUUCUGUAAAUACUUUGGGCUAUUUUGGUUUCCUAUAUAAUUAGGUAUUUUUGUUUUGAA